AACAAGUUUUCAGUCUUGAUUUCUACUUUUAAUAGAGUUGAAACUGUGCUACGACUGAUUGAACACUAUUCCAAAUCAGAUCUCGUUGAUACUGUAUUUAUUUCAUGGCAUAAUCCCAAAGUUAAACCGCCUGCUCAACUUUUUCAAGUUUCCCAUGCAAUUCUUGGUAACACUAGUACCAAUGCAGCGGUAAUUCUUGUUCUUCAAACUACUGAUUCUCUCAACAAUCGCUUCAACCCAAUCCGAUCUAUUCGCACACCUGCUGUGUUAAUGGUUGACGACGACAUUCGUAUCCCACUCUCACAACUUGAUGUAGCCUUUAAUGCAUGGAAAUACAAUCCUGAUCAACUUGUUGGCUUCUAUCCACGUUCGCACAGAAUCAAAUCAAUGCAUGACAGCAAUGAUCCAAAGCAAUGGGAGUUUGAGUAUCUAUAUGGUCCGUCUGAACCUAAACAUCAGUAUAGCAUGAUGCUCACCAAAGGAAUGUUUUUCCGAAAAGAGUAUCUUACCAUAUAUACAUGCAUGGUUCCACAACAGGUUCACGCCUACAUUGAUACCAUCAAAAACUGCGAGGAUAUCACCAUGAAUUUUAUUGCAAGUGCCAUCACUGGUAAAGCACCCCUCACCAUUAACUUUCCAAUGGUGGAUACUCAAAAAAACGGUCAAAGCACACAACAGCAUCGUGAUCUCAUGUUGGAAGUCAUGGCAGAUUUUGGACAAAGCGAUGGUAUUUCGACAAAGAACGAUCAUCAGUUACAUCGAUCCAUGUGCAUUUCAGACUUGGUGCAACUUUUUGGUACGUAUCCACUAGUU
Batrachochytrium dendrobatidis JAM81 is the source of this 813-nucleotide messenger RNA. RefSeq lists its product as uncharacterized. The transcript has 2 exons. NCBI's taxonomy places the organism in Eukaryota, Fungi, Chytridiomycota, Chytridiomycetes, Rhizophydiales. Gene Ontology annotation, molecular function: glycosyltransferase activity. The annotation marks the transcript as partial. The record is from RefSeq and is a predicted model, not a curated record. Gene Ontology annotation, cellular component: membrane.